AUGCAUGUUUGGGAAAGGAAGGGUGAAGACCCAAAGGUAGUGCUGGGCCGAGGCAUGUGAAGACGGCCCAAGUGCCCUGAAUCAGGAUUGAAGGUGCGUCCCUCAAUUUAUUUUUCAUUUUUUAUUUUACCUUGAAACUGGUCCUUGCACGUGUGAAUAUGCUUCAAUCGCAAUAGACAACCCAGUGUCGAACAUCGAAAAACCUUGGGCACAGGUGAUCGCCGUCGACGACUGGCCGGAGAAGUGAUACCGUCGACGAUGUUGCAACGACGUUCAUCCACGAAGAGCAACUCCCCGAACUGCACCUGCUUCGAUUUGCAAGACAGGGUGAGCGCCUGAGAAGCAGAGGGCAUUCGAGAACUAACAGUUCAAGGUCGACCCAGCAGUUUUUCACUUGGAUCGACAAUGGAACAGCACGAGGAUGAUGAUGAUUCACUCACCAAUGGAUUGCACAGGACUUUUAAGCAAGAUGUCGAAGUGCUCGAGUCCGUCGUCAACGCCAUUAUGGACGCCGAGGGCGACGCCGAUCCUGCCAUUUUCAAAAAGGCGCAAGUCAUUGUUGAAAAGUAUCAAGAGCAGGGCCAACUGUUGGAGCCUGUAUUGGAAGGCAUAAUCACUCCCGUGAUGGGCCUCGUUAGAUCAGUCGUUCUAGAAUUGAAUGGGAAUAAAUUGACGAAGUCACAGUUACAGGUGGUGAAGAAAAUUUGUUCGUUGAUUCACACUUUGAUGACCGUUUGUAGCUACAAGACUGUGGUCAAGUUUUUCCCACACCAGGCAGCAGAUUUGGAGGUUGCAGUUGGUUUGCUUGAGCAAUGUGAAGAGGAGGUUGUAGUUGGCAGCAUCUUGAAAGAGGAGAGUACUGGUGAAUGGGAGACAAAAUGUUGCUUGCUCCUAUGGCUUUCCAUCUUGGUUUUGAUACCUUUUGACUUAGCUUCAGUUGACACUUCUUUGGCGGAUCCUAGAGCAGCAGAUACUAUGCUUGCCGGUGACGAUGAGGCCACUCCUAUGGUGCAGAAAAUUAUCAACAUAUGCACUAUUCAUCUGGAAAACCCGGGGCCUUCAAGGGAGAUGGCUGGGGUGCUCUUGUCACGCUUGUUAACCCGGCCUGAUAUGCGUGGUGCCUUGAGACGUUUCAUGGCAUGGGCACAUGAUACACUAGCUUCACCACUAGAUAGCAGGGUGGGCGUGUUCUUAGUUCCGGGUGUCAUCAUGGCUAUUGCUGCCAUAUUCAAGGUUGGAGGUCGUGACAUUUUGCUGGAUAUCGCUCCUUCCGCAUGGCAAGAAGCUUCCAAGUUAGCAAGGUCCCAAUCAGCCAUCCGUAGCCCUUUGCUUCGCAAGCUAUUGGUGAAAUUGAUUCAACGUAUUGGCAACACAUAUCUUCCUCCCCGAAUUGCCACAUGGCGUUACAUGCGUGGGAGUCGGUCUCUCAUCCAGAACCUAACUGCUGUUAGUGAAGACACAAAUAUUGAUAUUGUGCAUUCUAAGAAUGAUAAAAGUGUAGCUCCUGGACUUCUUGGUAGUUCUGGUGUUGACACUGAGGUUUCAGAGGAUGACAUUGAAAUUCCAGAAAUCAUGGAGGAAGUUAUUGAGUUCUUAUUAGCUGGUCUUCGUGACAAAGAUACUGUCGUGCGGUGGUCCGCUGCUAAAGGUGUGGGACGAGUGACAGGCCGGCUUACUCUUUCAUUUGCGGAUGAUGUGGUGGCUUCAGUUCUUGAUCUAUUUCAAUCAACUGAGGGAGAUGGAGCAUGGCAUGGAGGAUGCCUGGCCCUAGCUGAACUAACACGCAGGGGUCUUCUGCUGCCUGAACGCUUGCCUGCAGUAGUCCCUGUAAUAGUUAAGGUAAUAAUAGCGCUAUUGUUGACUGCAGCGGCAUAUGUAUGCUGGGCAUUUGUGAGAGCAUAUUCUUCGGCAAUUAUGAAUCCUCAUUUUCAAGUUUUGGCCCCUGCUCUUCUCUCCACUGCCUGCUAUGAUCGCGAGGUUAACUGUAGGAGGGCAGCAGCAUCGGCUUUUCAGGAAGGUGUGGGAAGGCAAGGAGAUUACUUGCACGGUAUAGAUAUAGUCAAUGCUGCAGAUUACUUUUCUCUCGGCUCACGAGGAAAUGCUUAUCGAAGUGUGGGACCCUUUGUAGCCCAGUUUGAUGAAUAUCGACUGUGCUUAAUUGAGGAGCUCCUAAGCACAAAGAUUCGUCAUUGGGAUAGGUCGCUACGUGAAUUAGCUGCAGAGGGUCUCGCAGCACUUGUAAAGUAUGAUCCGGGAUAUUUUGAGACGACUGUGCUGGGCACACUCCUACCCUGGACUCUAUCACCGGACCUCGGCCUUCGUCAUGGUGCCGCACUAGCGGCCGCAGAAGUUAUUCGAGCUCUCCAUGAGUGCGGCUAUCCAUUAAAGCCAGAUAGAGAGAAAACCAUUGCCGCCGCUGUACCUGCAAUCGAGAAGGCUCGUCUUUACAGGGGGAAAGGUGGGGAAAUUGUGCGAUCUGCUGUUUCCCGGCUGAUUGAAGUCACUGCUAAAGUUAAAAUUCGUUUAUCGCCCAAGAUUCAAAAAUCGCUGCAUGACACACUCGAUGAGAAUCUGAAGCAUCCCAACAGUGAUAUUCAGGCAGCGGCUGUGGCAGCUCUAAAGCCAUUCAUCCACACCUAUUUGCUGCCUGCAAGUGCUACAACGGUGACACGGUCUACUGGGAAGUACGUUCAAAUACUGAAAGCAGAUCCAAAUCCUUCUGCAAAAAGGGGCGCUGCACUUGCCUUCACUGCCCUACCUGGCGAGCUUCUGGCUCCUGUGUGGAAGGAUGUCAUAUGUACACUUAGCGCGGCUACUAUCCCUGAGGAGAGGGUUGAAGAUCAGGAUGCAGAAACGCGUAUGAAUGCUGUGCGUGGUUUAGCUGCUGUUUGUGAAACCCUUUAUGGGGGUCCAGGCGAAUCUUUAUCAAACAUAUUUAUUCCCUCAGACGCUCUUGUGCCUCACAAGCAAUUGACACUGGUAAUAAGAGAGGAAGUGAUGGAGGUGUUGUUCAAGGCUUUGGAAGAUUAUGCUGUUGAUAAUAGAGGAGAUGUUGGAUCCUGGGUUCGGGAAGCUGCUAUGGAUGCGUUGAAACGGUGCUCAUUUCUUCUUUGCUUAGAAACUAAGGUAGACCAGAGAAAGGUAGAGCCUAAACAUUCUUCUGGAGGUACUGAAUGUUCUCCUGGCGGGACUGAACGUUCUUCUGGAGAAUCGGAAACCAGUGGAUCGACAACAGAAUGGUCUAAUACUCUCUUUGAUAAAGAAAUCGCCGUGAAAGUGGUUGGAGGCUUGGCUAAGCAGGCAGUGGAGAAGAUCGAUCGUGUUAGGGAUGUGGCUGGACGUACGUUGCAGCAGCUACUGCAUAGUGAUCAAGUGAUCAGCGAUCAGAUUCCCCAUAGGAGAGCACUAGAGCAGAUUGUCCCGAAUGACACAAGUUUGAAUUGGGCAGCCCCCGCAGUUUCCUUCCCUCGCCUUGUGCAGUUCCUCAAGUUCCCCGAGUUUCGGCCCUAUCUUCUCUCUGGGAUUGUCAUUUCUGUUGGAGGUCUCGGAGACUCACUAGGCAAAGUUUCUUCACAAGCCCUAUUUAAUUUUCUUCAAGAGGUUCCACCUACAGCAAGUGGCAUUGGGGCUCUGACCGAUUCUAGCUCUGCUUGGCUUGGUGGACAAAUGGUAGAGCUGUUAAAGAACAAUCGAGGCAUUGACCGUGUGAUAAUACCAGCACUAAAGACGGUGGAUGUUUUGUUCUGCAAGGGAGUGUUCUCACAUAUGAUGGAUUGUGAUGAUAAGUUCGCCACGGAGAUAUUGGAUUUCAUCAAAAGUAAUCUAAAAGGGUGCAGAGAUGUCUCCAAGUUGUUGGCAGCCAUUAAUGUCCUCAGUCAUUUCGCUCUAUGGCGUGAGCCAGCCCGAAGUAAUGCUCUUGAACAGUUACUAGUUCUUCUGGGCUACAGAUACCCUAGGGUUAGGAAGGUUUGCGCCGAGCAGGUAUACUUGCUAUUGAUCCAACGUGGUGACGAAAUCCUGGGAGCUGAUGAUGUGGAAAUAGCACUGGAACUUAUUGGAGAGACUUCCUGGGACGGACGUAUUGAAGAGAUCAGAGAGAAGAGAGCUCAGCUUUUUGAUCUUUUCAAUCUGGAAAGGCCAGCAGUUGUAGACGUAACUAUACGUCCAGACGAUGCACCUGGUCGAAGGAAGGUUCCGAGGGAUGAAAACCAGUCUUAUGCAGCUCUCUUAAGUGCCGAGGAGAAAUAUUGAUUUUAUGCUAGGCAUAUUGUCAGUGAGGUCUUGAAUGUCUAUCCAACUAAAAUGGUUAUGCGAGUCAGGUUCAGGUUCAUCAAUCAUCGAUCGCAGGCAGGUUGACGAGAGAAUUUACAGGACAAUGCUCAUCUGAAUGCUUCUGAACUGUGAAGUUAAUUUCUGUCAAUGUGUUCAGCAUAUGCCGUUCAAAGUGGCAGAGAUAGGUUGGACUGCAAGCUGUGGGAUCGGGCUGUGACUCCUGAUCACUCUUCCAACCAUGCCUGAACUUCAAGCCUCUACGCAAUCCGAUAAUUUCAACCCUUCAGAGUCGUUUCUUAGCAUCCCUCAUGGGUUGAUAGUUCACGCGUCGUAUGUCUUGUUCUGGUUCAUAUUAUUUUUGUUAGCCACUAAAAAUGGUCAGAUUAAACAUGGUCAGGGGUAACGCCUCCUACCCAGACGAAAGCAAUCUAAAACAUUGCAAUAAACGGUACAUUUCAACCUAA
This is a messenger RNA of Physcomitrium patens, 4736 nucleotides long. Lineage: Eukaryota; Viridiplantae; Streptophyta; Bryopsida; Funariales; Funariaceae. The record is from RefSeq and is a predicted model, not a curated record.